Molecule: messenger RNA, 4428 nt
Organism: Pygocentrus nattereri (red-bellied piranha)
Lineage: Eukaryota; Metazoa; Chordata; Actinopteri; Characiformes; Serrasalmidae
Gene: ralaa
Product: v-ral simian leukemia viral oncogene homolog Aa (ras related)
Exons: 5
Coding region: 484-1104 (206 amino acids)
Biological process (GO): regulation of exocytosis; Ras protein signal transduction
Cellular component (GO): plasma membrane
Molecular function (GO): GTPase activity; GDP binding; GTP binding
Source: RefSeq, a predicted model, not a curated record
UCAGCCUCCCUGCCCGGAGUGCAGUGACUCUACAGCCGUCUGACCCGCCUCUGUCCUCAGACUCUGCUCUCUCUCACCACUCGGCUGAUGACUGUUGGUCGCUGCGCAAGCGUUUAGAUAAAACGGAUGCUGGACAAUCAGGUUUUGAUGAUCGCAGCUCAGGAUCCGUCACCGUGAUGUGGUGGCACUGAGGCUGAAUCUGGACACGGCAGAGCAGAGAAGGGACGGGCUCCCCUCCCUCCUUCCCUCCCUCCCUCCCAGGGACACAACUCCCAGUCUGCUUUGUCGAGCGGCCACUGACAGACAGGGGUACACUUUUUGGAGCAGCAUAUAAUCUUCUCCAGAUAAAGAAUCCACAUUGCUCCACUUCACUCCAGUGACAUUGAGCAUUUCUUCCAACCUCUUCUUCUGGAUUGCACUCAACGCUCUGCUAAACGAUCCACGAUCUUCCUAUCUAACCUGACCCACACAAGUACAUUUACCAUGGCAGCCGCCAAGCCAAAAGGGCAGAACUCACUGGCCCUACAUAAGGUGAUCAUGGUUGGCAGUGGAGGUGUGGGCAAGUCAGCUCUCACCUUGCAGUUUAUGUAUGAUGAGUUUGUGGAGGACUAUGAACCCACAAAGGCAGACAGCUACAGGAAGAAGGUGGUCCUGGAUGGAGAGGAGGUUCAGAUCGACAUUCUGGAUACAGCAGGUCAGGAGGACUAUGCAGCCAUUCGGGACAACUACUUCCGCAGUGGAGAGGGGUUCCUCUGUGUCUUCUCCAUCACAGAGCUGGAGUCAUUUGCUGCAACUGCUGACUUCAGAGAGCAGAUCCUGCGGGUGAAGGAGGAUGAGAACGUACCCUUCCUUCUGGUGGGGAACAAAUCAGACCUGGAGGACAGGAGGCAGGUGAGCGCAGAUGAGGCCAAGGCCCGAGCCGAGCAGUGGGGUGUGUGCUAUGUGGAAACAUCUGCCAAGACCCGCGCCAACGUAGACAAGGUCUUCUUUGACCUUAUGAGAGAAAUUCGUGCCAGGAAAAUGGAGGACAGCAAGGAAAAGAACGGGAAAAAGAAGAGGAAAAGUUUGGCCAAGAGAAUUCGAGAGAGAUGUUGCAUUUUAUAGUAAAUGGCAUGUUAGCAAUCAUUACCAUGCUCUUCCCCUACGUUUUAAAUAUGUUUGUAUCUGUAUGUCCCAUAUUUCACCCCAUUGCCAACUAAUCCUGGUCUGUGGGGUUUGCAGCAUUGUCGUGGUGUUUGUGCGUCAGAGCUGGAGUUGGUUUGAUAGAGAUGUAGAAAGGUCUGAUUCACUUCAGAUGUAUCUCGGUGAAGAUCCUAGGGAACUCUUUCCCACUUUUAAAAAUGUGUUCUUCACCCAAUUGUGUACCGGGAGUCCACAAAAACGUGCGGAAUGUCUGGUGGCAUCUGCCACAUGUUGGCGACCCAUCAAGUUUGGAACUGUUUUCUCUAUCCAACCAAUGAUUUUCACAGUCCCAGCACAAGCCCCAGGAUCCUGUUGCUCUUUUAAAUCACAAACUGGAGCCCUGGAGUCUCGUAUUCAGGUCUCCUUGGUCCACUGUCCGGCUGGGCUGUGUGCAGAUAGCCUGCCAGACUGACCUCGAACUGCCUUAGUUAGAAUAAAAUAAGGUGACUCACUAAUAGACUUCUUGUGGUUAACACACAAGGUCAGACACUGAAUACAGAUCAUCUGGGGACUGCUGAGUGUCCUUGUUUCAAAAAUUCAGUUGCGUAAAUAUGUUGUUAGAGUUAAGAUGGUGUGCACUUAUCGGUUGUCAGUUGUGAUCCAGUAAUGAGUAAACGUUGCCAUGCAAAUGAAAAGCACAUCUUUGACCUUUGGUUAAUCACUGUUAACCCUGAUAUUUAAUAACUAUCAAACACUAAAGUAUUUCCUUGUUGCCUGUGUGUUUAUUUAACAGUUUUUUCCCCCAUAAUUCACUUUGACUAACCUUUUUUUUCUGCCAGGGUUUUAAGAAAUGUGAAUUGAAAACAGGAAGUGAAGUUGGUUGAAAGCAUUUUGGGUCCAUUUGACUUCCUGAUGCCUUCAUGUCCAUUGUGAAUGUGAAGUGGACUAACCUGACAGUCCGAGUUCUGUGUUGACCCUCUUGACGAUUUGUCAAAUUGGAAUGGCAGAUUGCCCUGAGCGGCGUCUUUUUAAAUUGUUACCACUGUCUCUACAGGGCCUUAUUAUAGUUUUGAAAAAGACCGUUUUGCAGUUUCUUCUCUGCCUUCAUAUCAGAGAUACGAUUUACAAAGAAGUCACAACAACUUUAUUUGUAUUUCCCUGUAAAAUACCACUGCAGUGUUUAGUUUUCUUUUUGUGUGUGGUUGUAAAUGUGAAGUUGUGACUUCUUGUAUGCUGUUUUCUGUAUGCAUUUUAUAGACAAAUACACAUCUAAACUCAAACCUUGUGAUUAGGAUAAGACUUUCAGUGACAUGGCCAGUUGUUUACUUUUUUUGUUUUUAGAUGAUUUUGUCUAUUUUAUUGCUGACUGAGAAUUACAGUGGUUUUAUUUUAGCUGUCACAAAUUGUAUAAUAUUAAUUUCAGUGUACCAUUGGAUCUGUUAUGUAUACUAAAGACUUCUUUCUUCUUUUUUUGUAACCAUACCUCGUUUGUAUUGCUUUUUAGCACAAGGAACUUACGCCAGUCGCCUAGUUUACCAAAACCAUGAGAAUCAAAUGUAAUGGAUGCAAAAGCUUGCUGUCGCUUUCAGAACACUGCUACAGACAUAGAGAAUCUUAACCCUGUGCUCCUCACUAAAUCGAGCUGCAACACUAACUAAACGAAAUAUGCUCUCUGCUUUUCUGUCAGAUGUUGUUUAUAAAAUGAAUAAUUCAAAAAUGGCUUGGUGUGGAACUAAAAAUCUUAAAAACUAAAUUUUAAAGGUUUAAACUAGUACCUUUUGUGAAGUGACCCCUGAAGCACUACAGUCAAACUGAUGCAUAACAAUCCAGUUUUAUAUAUAGUGAUAUAUGGCUGUUGGCAAUUGAUCACCAGAGAUAUUUAACACUAAUAGCCACCUUGGAGCCAUUUAUGGCAAACCAAAGUUCAGUAGGGCAUAAAAUAUUGAACUGUGUCUCUUUGCUUAAGCUUAAUAUGUAUGAAGGGUAGCUUGGGAUAGCCUUGGUGGGCUUUCGUAGCAGAAUUGCUAAGCUGUGUUUCGCCUGCUUACUUACCAAUCCUGUCAUGGUGCUAUUUUUGCUUAUUUACAAUGGCUUAAACUUUGCUGUUCACGUGUGCGUAUGUGUGGUGUGUGUGUGUGUGUGCGCGCAAAUGCACACAUGGGGUUUGUUUAAAACUCGUGGUCUGAAUAGUGUACGUGUCCAUGAAAAGAUGAUUACGAUGUUAUAUAUAAUACAGCUAAUCUGAAUUUGUCUGUAGUGGUCCGAGACAUCUUUUUAUCUUUUCUUUGUGUUUGUUAUGUAACAGAGUGAACUGCCUUACGUUAGGAUGGCAGCGAAUGGCAGGAACUGCCAUUCCCAGUUGUAGCAGCAGUGUUGCAUUGGCAAAACCACUACACUCCCUGAAGUCAGAUGCUUGCGUGUUUAAACACGAUGCUCUGCAUUUUUAAAUAAUUGCAUUUGCAUUCAAUUUCAUUCUUCCUUUUUCCAUACCUUAUCUCUCCUUGCUGCAGAUGUUUAAGUUGUAAAGAUAGCUUAUCCCUCUCAAUCAUGGCUUUACCCAGCCAGUCUCUUUAUUUUAAAGAAAAUAAAAACAGCUUUUAUUUUCUGUCUCAUUAAAUCAGUAAGAUGUAAACGGAGUCAUUCAGAAUGAUGUGAUAUGAAAUGCUCCAUUAUAGAGAAACUUCGCAUCAGAAUUGUUCCCAGUGGUGGUGAUGGGAACCAGACAUCUGAAGAGUUUAAUGCCUUUAAAAAGCUACCUCACACAAUGUUAUUACAUGAAAUCGUAACAAAUACAUUGCAUAAUGUCUGAGACAUUGUUUUCCAAUAGUUUUAUGAUUUCAUUUUGGCCUAAUAUUUUAUAUGUUUUUAUUCUUUAUGUAUUCAUGGUGGAAAGGUACACGCAGGGCGCUGUGGGGUAAAAUAGUCUUUUUUUUUUUUUUUUAAAUCUCUGUUUCACCAGGUUAGAUAGUAAAUGCCUGUUUGCGAUGGUGCCAUGGUGACCCCUGGUUCCUGUCACCACCACUGUAAUGUGAGAGAGGAAAGGUUGUGUAAGUUUCUCUACAAUUAACCAUUUCACAUCAAACCACUGUGUGACUUCUUUAUUUACACCUCAAUGACUUAAUUGUGCAGAAUUUCUGAAAAUAUUGUGGAUUUUUUAAAAGGCUUAUUGUUUUGAAUCCAGGAUACAGAUAAAUUAGACAUUGGCUGUUAUAUUAACCAGACCCCUGUGUACUUAAAAUGUAUAACAUGUGAUGUGUGAGCCACUGGAAAAGAAAAUUAAAUUGAUGACCAUUUUCUACAAAAGCA